UAAUAUAAUAUAUUGCUGUUACUGUGAACAGAAAUCAGGUGGGUAUAUACAAUGUAAGGCAAUGUUGAGCAGCAAUGCAAAAAAAAAGAGCGAGUGUGCAAUUAUUCUUUAUGUAAUUACAGUAAUAUUAGUUGGUAACUCUUUUAUAUCUCUGCUCAGAUCUUUAUGUGAAUAGAAGAGAGCCUUUGCCACAUGAAUUCCUCUUUUCUUUGAGACCGUUUCAUGGAGCUUGUGUAACACACACAGACACAUCUACGCUCACUCGGACCCGUGCCCACUUUCUAGAAGCAGGCCUCAUAGUUGAGCAAUAAUGAUGACUUAAAGCUUUCUCGGCUGUAAACACGAAGCCCUUUUGAUAGCGGAUUAUCAGAUAAAAGCUGGUUUAAUAGAUGCUGAAAACAGAAACGAGGGGAGUGAGAGAGCAAUGUGCAGCUGUGUGCCAUUUGGGCUGAUGAUUCAGGACUUUUUUCUCUAUGGCCUGGAUCAGAAUCUUGGCAGCAUCUCAAAAGUAGCAAAUCCAGUGCAACAACAAAACUGUUGAUUCCACAAGCACAUGGCGGUGGUUUAUAAAACGGGCAAGACCGACUUUGCAUCGGUUAUCACCUGAGAAAGACCUCACUCUACAAUCAGGAUGAGUAAGAUCAUAUUUUACGAGGAUAAGAACUUUCAGGGCCGCUCAUAUGAGUGUGAGACUGAUUGCCCGGACAUGCAGCCCCACUUUGCCCGCUGCAACUCCAUCCGAGUGGACAGCGGAUGCUGGGUUCUGUACGAGAAACCCAAUUAUAAAGGAUACCAGUACGUAUUGACUCAUGGGGAAUAUCCUGAAUACCAACGCUGGAUGGGCUACAACGACUCAAUUCGUUCUUGCAGGACCUUCUCUUAUAGCCGUGGAGGGCAGUACCGUAUGCGCAUCUAUGAGCGUCCUGAUUUCCAGGGCCAGAUGAUGGAGUUCAGUGACGACUGCGAGUCCGUGCAAGAGCGCUUCCGCCAAAGGGACAUCUACUCCUGCAAAGUGAUGGAUGGUUACUGGACCAUGUAUGAGCAUCCCAGUUACAGGGGACGGCAAUACUUCAUGUGUCCUGGCGAGUACCGGAAGUUCAGCGACUGGGGUGCAGCGUGCGCCACCACCGGCUCCUUCCGCAGGAUAACUGAGUUCUAAAUGAACAGCAAUCUUUCUGUCCAUGUUAUAAAACUUCACCAUUAAAUAAAAAGAGUACAAAUAAAAAA
Messenger RNA from Tachysurus fulvidraco (yellow catfish), 1227 nucleotides. RefSeq names its product gamma-crystallin M2-like. Gene Ontology annotation, molecular function: structural constituent of eye lens. Gene Ontology annotation, biological process: visual perception; lens development in camera-type eye. NCBI's taxonomy places the organism in Eukaryota, Metazoa, Chordata, Actinopteri, Siluriformes, Bagridae. The transcript has 3 exons. The coding region runs from base 632 to 1159 and encodes 175 amino acids. The record is from RefSeq and is a predicted model, not a curated record.